This is a messenger RNA of Podospora anserina S mat+, 2403 nucleotides long. RefSeq lists its product as uncharacterized. Gene Ontology annotation, molecular function: protein binding. The transcript is spliced from 3 exons. NCBI's taxonomy places the organism in Eukaryota, Fungi, Ascomycota, Sordariomycetes, Sordariales, Podosporaceae. The record is from RefSeq and is a predicted model, not a curated record. The coding region runs from base 1 to 2403 and encodes 800 amino acids.
AUGCGCUUUCUGCAGACCGAAUGGCACCGACACGAACGCGAUCGCAAUGCCUGGGAAAUCGAGAGGCAGGAGAUGAAGAGCAGGAUAGCUGGUCUCGAGGGCCAGGCCAGGAGAGCCGACGCGACCCAGAACACCUUGAAGAAAUAUGUUUCCAUUUUGGAAAAGAAGGUCAAGCAGCAGUUGGCACAGUCAAAGGAGGGUGUCGACCCCUCACAGCCCAAACCUCUAGAUCGGGCUGCUUUACUGAAGGAGAAGCUUGCUCCUUCAGGUGACCCCACGGUGCCCAGCACGCUCGCAGCCGACCUCGCCGAUGAAGAGAACCAGCGCAACGAGCUGAGGACCUUCCUUGACCAGUGCCAGGCUGAAUUUACCUACCUCAUGGUUACACCUGCUAAUCCCAUGCCGCCGAGAGACUCGCCCCCCCUUCCUGUGAUGGAAGACUUGCGGGAAACCGAUGCGUUUGGUCAGCAAGUUAUGGACCCGGUUUACCAACAGCAGGGACUUUCACAACAGCAGCAACAGGCUCACGUUCGUGAGCUUCUGGCCCACCAAGCUAGAAACGCGGCGCCUCUAGCCCACCGUGGUCAGGGCGCACCUGGUCCAAGCAACUAUCCCGUCAAGCAAUUUGAUUUACAGUCUGCCCCCAUGAUGCGUACAUCAAAUGCCGAGCAGUCAUCGGCCAUGUAUGGGAAUGCUGGCGAAUGGACUGGCCAGAUACCUAUCCACGCAAAGCCUCCGGCGGAAUCGGGCCAGGAGCCGGCCUUGCAGCCCAAGCACCCCAAUCGAGCGGAGGACAGAGGAGAGCCUUCCGAGAAGCGCGGCGGGCUCGAGUCAGACAGUUGGGAUUUUAAUGAUAGCAACUUUCCCGAUCCCACUGCCCCCAACCCGCCACCACCACCACCACCACAACAACAACAACAACAGCAGCAGCCUCAUCAGGCGUCUCCCAACCGACCGGAUACCGAUGUGUUUCCCGCCGCUGAAAACAUCCCGAAAUCCCCCAACCGCGGUGCUCUGUCUCAUAGAAGAAAGAGUUCGAGCUCCAUGGGCCGGAGGAGAAGUGCGGACCACGAGCUUUCGCUGAACUCUAUGAGCCAGAAAACAGAAAACACCAACUUCAAGCUCAAGUUUGGACUGAGAGGCCACCUGGACACCGUUCGUACUGUGAUCUUUUCUGGAGGCGGGAGUCCUGGCGAGCCCGAGAUCUGCACCGCCGGAGACGACGGGACGAUCAAGCGAUUCCACAUCCCGGAUCGUCAUCCGGGGCAUCCCGGCGCUGGUGUCGGCGACCUCGACGUGACUGCCGAUUUCACACACCGCGGUCACAGUAAUGCUGUUCUCUCUCUGACAUCGUGGUCACCAUCGCCCAACUUCUCUACGGGCGGGCGUGCGCAAGGCGAUGGAUGGAUCUUUUCGGGAGGUCAGGAUGCCACCAUCCGAGUGUGGGAAAGAGGACGUGUCGACCCCAAAGCCACUAUGGAUGCGCAUGCGGAUGCUGUCUGGGCCCUCUGCGUACUUCCCGCCAACCUUGGCUCCAUCUUUGGCCAAAGCACUACCCAUGGCUCACCGGACCGCAUCCUCCUCGUCUCAGGCUCAGCUGAUGGUACGGUCAAGCUGUGGGCAGUCAGUGCACCACCUCAGCUCACCUCACCGCAGCCCAGCACGGGACGGAGGGGUCCUGGCGGUCGCACACGAGGCAACUCGAUGAGUUCCGGCUCCAGUUUCCCGAACUCGCCCCAGCCGACAACCGCCUCCAACUCCCCCUUCCACUACUCGCUGAUACACUCCAUCCCCCGUCCCGAUGGCAAGGCCAGUCCAACCAAGAUCACACCCCUGAGCCCCAACGGAGAGACAUUUGUGGUGAGUUACUCGGAUGCUGCCAUCAUCGUUUACGACACCCGGACCGGAGAGCCCACUGGGACCAUGGCCAGUCUAGAAACCUAUGAUGGAACCAUCGCUACCAGUGUCAACGCGGUGGUGGCCACGGUCGUUGGGCUUGAUCAGCCCCAAGGCUUGGGCGAGGAGGAGAGCGGCGGCGGCGGACCAACAGGAGGUGGGCGCGCUAUGGCUGGAUCGGGUGUGGAGGGUGUCAUCAUUUCAGGACACGAAGAUUGCUAUGUGAGAUUCUUCGACGCCAAUAGCGGUCAGUGCACCUACAAUAUGGUUGCCCAUCCCGCUUCCAUCUCCGGUCUCUCCCUCAGCCCCGACGGUCGGGAGUUAGUGAGCGCCGGUCAUGACGGCUCCCUGCGGUUCUGGUCCUUGGAAACACGUUCCUGCACACAAGAAAUUACGAGCCAUAGGGUGAUGCGCGGUGAGGGCGUUUGCUCUGUCGUGUGGAGUCAGGACGGCCGCUGGGUUGUGAGUGGCGGCGGCGACGGUGUGGUCAAGGUGUUUGCGCGGUAG